This is a messenger RNA of Dinoponera quadriceps, 3181 nucleotides long. RefSeq lists its product as uncharacterized. Bases 268 to 1713 code for a protein of 481 amino acids. The transcript is spliced from 10 exons. NCBI's taxonomy places the organism in Eukaryota, Metazoa, Arthropoda, Insecta, Hymenoptera, Formicidae. The record is from RefSeq and is a predicted model, not a curated record.
ACCGCGAGUUCCGAAGACAUCACACACCGUGAUGUGUGUGUGUGUGUGUGUGUGUGUGUCCGUUCAUUCGUGAUACUGUUUGGGGUGGUUGGGGGGCGUUAAACAAAGAUUUCUCUCACAGAGACCCUUGUCGGCGACAAAAAAAGUGGAGCACGAUAAAAAUGGAUGUCCUUUCAUAUGACGUGUCGCACGGUUCUUCUUUUUUGACGUGCGGAAAAACGCGAAUGCGAAAGGUCACGUGCACAGCGUGACGCACGCGGCGCGAACAUGGUAGACGUUACGACAGCUUUGCCAUCUAAUGGAGGGGGCUCGCUAAUUGGACGCACCAGAGGCGCUCUCAGGACGGUGCGAUCCGCUUUGGGCGGCAGCGGGGAGUAUCUUCAGGGCCUAGGAAAUAGGAUAGGCUCCGCUCUUAGUAGUAGCUUGGAGGAAAGUGAGCUAACUACGACUCCAUCUUCGCCGCCGUCGUCACCGCCGCAAGCAGCACCGCCUAUCAAGCCGCCUAUCAAGUCGGAGGAGCAAUUAGGACGACGGAAACUUCGGCUUCCGAGAUUCGGCACGGGAUUAUCCUAUGAGGAUUACGAGGCGAUGGCGCGGCACAAAUUGGAGCGACAGGGGAACACCAAUAUUUCCAGGUGUACGCGGAAAUAUCCCCCCGGGAUGACUUAUGAGGAGAUAGCGUCCUCGAGAUCGGCCUCGAGCAAGAAGCAGGAGAGCCGCACGGAGCAGGACGAUAUCAGUCCUGAUCGAGACAGCCAGGAAAGUAUAGAGCCCCUCCAGGAGCAGGACCUCAAAGCGACUGGACCGGAUCCUUACGAGAAGUUGAAUUACAAAGCAGCGAGGGCGCCUACCCGCUAUCAGACGAUCGUUUUCCGUUUAGACAUACCUUGCAGCAGCGAUUCUACCAGCGAUCAGGACGGGUACGGGCCAAGCACCAGUUUGGAUUCUAACAUGGACGGUCGCAGAAUGUGGCAGCGAUCAGGGUCAUCGGGCUCGGUUCAGUCCUGGGCUUCGAGUUUAUCGGCUGACAGCCAAUCGGAAGAGGCAGCUGCAGACUUCAUGAAGGCUUUCGUGCCUCUUUUAUUUGAUGCACCUAACAGUAUCGAUCAGGAGCAGAAGGCUAAUUUUGGGCAGAUGGUUCUGACAGAAUCGGGAAGAAUAUGGUUCUCCAGAGUGGUGAACGCAAGAAGGGCGCGUGCUUGCGUCACUGAAGCUUCGUUCUACUCUUUGGCUCAGCAUUUCGCGGUCGCACUGUUCGAAUGCCACGAGGCGGACGACUUCGCUCCCGCUAAGAGUCUUAUGAACAUGUGCUUCACUUUCUAUCACGAAGUGGAAGUCCCCGGAUUAGAGCCUUAUCGCGAGUACCUGUACACGCACUUGCGCGUCCAACCGAUUUGGACGUCCAUGAGAUUUUGGACCGCCGCCUUCUUCGACGCGGUGCAGUGCGAACGAGCCUCCAGGCCGGUGCCACCGCGGCCGAAGUCCUUGGAUCAAGAGAGCAUCGCCGCUGAGGAUCGGAGGUUUCAAGCUAACAUAGUCUUCGGGCAAUUAGGGACUUUCACCUGCAACAUGCAUGCUUUCGGCCUGUCACGAGUUUUAUGCACCGAGUUCCUGCGGAAACAAUGCAUCAUCGCUAAUUUAACGAAAGAGCAAGAGAAAAUGCUGCGAGACAACAUAGACCGGAUGUUCGACGAGACCGAGCCAUGGCGGUAGUUUGCUUUGUAGACAGGACCGAUCUUGGAAAUCGCCCUGGAGAAUCGCGAUUCGAGAGAUGUUCCUUCGCAAAAAUAUUAUUGGCGAACACUAAAUUGUUCUCGAACGCCGAGAUAGCGGCGAGGUCAAUUACGAGUGCGAUCUUGUUGAUGUUGUUGGUCGUAAAUCGACGUCUAUUGAAUCUUGUGCGGUAUUCGACGCUGAACACGUCGCUUCCUGGGACGCAAACUUUGCACCGUUGAAUCUUGCAACGGUCUUAUCAAAGUUCUCAUGUUUCCGAUACGAAUUAGGUAAGGUACUAGUCUUAACAGCGCUUAUGAGGAUAAGAGCAGUUGAAAUCAGAGGUCUGUGUGGAAGUAAUUACGAAAUUUUGAAAUAACCUGAGUCGAAAUUUUAAUCUUACAUUAAGUCUAUUUGGUUCUACAUUGUCUUCAAACGGAGGAAAUGGAAAUAACUACUCAUUUAUAAUAUCAAAGGAGCACUAAUUCUCUUUGCUAAAGAAAAUUUAGACCUCACGGAGGGAAAUUUUAAAUUCUGCAUUAAAUCUGCAAGUUGAGAAAACGGAAAUAACUUCCCAAUUGUAGCAUUAAGAGGAGCUGAAAACUUUUGAAGACUUAACGUAGAACCUAAAUAGACCUAAUUUAGUAUUGAAAUUUUAACUGAGGAUAACGUUGAAACUUAAAUAUUCAGACUGCGAUGAUAAAGUUAAGCUUUGAAAUGACAAUAAGGCGCGAAAAUGGAGCUGCGUCGGCAGUUCGAUCGAAAUAUAGAGCUGAUCGAGUUCUGUAUAAUAUGUGCAGGAGAAGUGUUCUUAUUGGUGAGAAGCAUGUGUUUCGAUGCGCAGCGCUGUCUCCUGACGAGAUCGCGUUUGAUCGAAUUUCCAAAUGAAAUUCCAGGUGAACGUUUUGUUAGAUAAUUUCUAUCUCCCUCAAAUAAAGUCCGCGCGAUAUCGUAUUUACAGUUAUUUUCUUUUUUUACUCCAUGGUUUGUCGCAUACUUACUUAUCAUAUCUUCAAUCGCUGCUUUCGACCGGGCGGUAAUAAAUUUCUAAGCGCGUGCAAAUCCUAAUACGUUACACCUGCAAUUGUACGUUGACAAUUUCCGACUUGAAGAAUUAUCAGCGCCUUUUGUAAAAACGGGACAAAGAUAUAAAGUAUUUUCUUUCACUAUUAGAUGAGAAAGUGAUAUUUCUUCCUCUGUAGCGAUGAAUACCGGUAUUAAUUGUAAUCAACAAUUUGCGCAUUCCGACAACUUGUCAUCACACGCGAUGUAAUCGUUACAUCAGUGCAUCAUUAUGCGAUGUAAAUAAUUUCGAAGGAAAAGCUUGUACCUAAACACAUAUCAUCAAAUGCAAAUCACACACAGCGCUCUAUUUUAUUUUAUAUAUAUAUAUAUCUAUCUAUCUGUGCGAUAUAUGCCUGCAAGUAUGGAACGGUAAACUCAGCAAACACUUAAGGCAAAUAAAUUU